Molecule: messenger RNA, 1178 nt
Organism: Rhododendron vialii
Lineage: Eukaryota; Viridiplantae; Streptophyta; Magnoliopsida; Ericales; Ericaceae
Product: CMP-sialic acid transporter 1-like
Exons: 8
Coding region: 104-1111 (335 amino acids)
Biological process (GO): pyrimidine nucleotide-sugar transmembrane transport
Cellular component (GO): Golgi membrane
Molecular function (GO): pyrimidine nucleotide-sugar transmembrane transporter activity
Source: RefSeq, a predicted model, not a curated record
AAGACAACAGAAAUCUGUCCUUAAAAGGAAAAUACUAUGUAAUUGGAAACCAGAAAAACUGAAAAAGCCCCCGUUGCAGAUCUGCUGCGUAACAGUGUAGGAGAUGCAGUGGUACGUCGUCGCUGGGCUUCUCACCAUCCUCACCAGCUCUCAGGGAAUUUUGACUACAUUGUCACAGAGUAAUGGGGGAUACAAAUAUGACUAUGCAACCAUUCCUUUUCUUGCUGAAGUGUUCAAGCUUAUUGUAUCUGCUCUUCUUCUUUGGAGGGAGAUCAAGACAUCAACUCCACCAAGAAUGACAACAGACUGGAAGAGUGUUCGUUUGUACCCUAUUCCAUCGAUCAUAUACCUCAUCCACAAUAAUGUUCAAUUUGCUACACUGACGUACGUGGAUACCUCCACCUAUCAAAUAUUGGGCAAUCUAAAGAUUGUCACAACUGGGAUAUUGUUCAGGCUGUUCUUGAAGAGGAAACUUUCUAAUUUGCAGUGGCUGGCAAUUGUCCUUUUGGCUGUAGGAACAACAACAAGCCAGGUUAAAGGCUGUGGAGGCGCUUCAUGUGACUCUGUCUUCUCAUCACCAAUUCAAGGGUACAUGUUGGGGAUAUUGUCAGCUUGUCUUUCUGCAUUAGCUGGCGUGUAUACGGAAUUCUUGAUGAAGAAGAACAAUGACAGUUUAUACUGGCAAAAUGUUCAAUUAUACACGUUUGGUUCAAUAUUCAACAUGGGACAUCUACUGUUGGAUGAUUUCAGAGGCGGAUUUGAGAAAGGACCAUGGUGGGAACGGCUUUUCAAUGGAUACACCAUUAUAACAUGGAUGGUGGUGCUAAAUCUGGGUUCCACUGGGCUUCUUGUUUCCUGGUUGAUGAAAUAUGCUGACAACAUAGUGAAGGUGUAUUCCACUUCAAUGGCGAUGCUAUUAACAAUGGUGUUAUCUGUAUUCCUCUUUAGUUUCAAGCCCACAUUGCAGCUCUUUUUGGGGAUUAUCAUUUGCAUUACGUCUCUGCAUAUGUAUUUUGCCCCUGCAAACAUGCUUGUAGAUUUGCCAUUGACUGCAAAAGUGGGUCCUCAGACUGUAAUUGACGUUUCUGUUGAUCGAAAAUCAGAUUCCUGAUGGUUCAUCUUCAUUGAAGCAAAACAUUUCUGUGGUAUCAAUGGUAUGUUUACAUUUUCAAAGAAAA